Messenger RNA from Drosophila busckii, 915 nucleotides. RefSeq lists its product as uncharacterized. The record is from RefSeq and is a predicted model, not a curated record. The coding region runs from base 1 to 915 and encodes 304 amino acids. Lineage: Eukaryota; Metazoa; Arthropoda; Insecta; Diptera; Drosophilidae. The transcript has a single exon.
AUGAACAGCAGCAACAUAAUCGAUGUGCAGCUGCAAAAGGGCCGUGAGAAGCAAAUGGACGAGAUGCUGCAGCAAAUCAAAGAGAACGAAGCCAAGGCGAAACAGCUGCAAGCAGCCGUCCGCAAAUUGCCACACACGCCAGCCAAUUGUCCUGUAUGCCGCAACACGGUUGUCUUUCCCACCAAUCUCUUAACGCAUCUGCUGCACAAGCACGUGGGUGCGCCAUUCUCAAUGCACGCGGAGAUCUAUGAGCAGCAGCCCUUGGUCGUGUGCUUUGAUCCUUUGUGCAAUGUGCACGGCAAUAAUCACUGUUUGGCCUCCUUGCUGUACGGCGGUGUGAGGGACCGGCCCGAGACGCGUCCUGGCCUGAGCUACUUAAGUCGGCUCAACUCGGCGCUCAUACGGGAUAAUCAGCGCUACAACAAUUAUCUGCCCAUUAUGCUGCUCGCCUGCCGCAGCACCUGGUAUGCGCAGCUUGGGGAUAAGCACUUGGAGCGUGAGCUGAGUCGCAUCAAUGGCCACAAGGCGGGUCUCAAUGUCAUUUGGCUUGUGGCGCCCAAAACCACGCGCAAGCUCUACUUCCAGCUAACCAUCUACGAUCGCUACCAUCUCAAUAUCCGCAGCGUCAAGGGCACGGUGCGCAACUACACAAGUUCUCAGAAUCCCAGCGACUUUAUGCCGCAUGAGCACAACUAUUUGCUGCUGUGUGACGAGGAGCUCGAUGAGCUGCUGCAGCCCAGCUAUAGCUCAGCCAGCAAGGAGCCGCGGCAAGGCGUCACUAUUGAGCUCAUACUUUUUGAGAAUCCAGCGGCAUCUUUGCGGCACUUCAAUGGAAACGAACUUCAAACGGCUUUGCAAUCAGCUCAGGCUGAAAUGUUGGGCUAUUCACUCUCCUUCAGUAAGCUGCAUGACUAG